AUUUAGCGUUGUGCUAUCCGUGUAGACUCCGCCCCUUGCGGCUCCGCCCAACCGGUGCCUCGCUGAAGGAGCCUAAUUAACGGGUUCGCACAGAUAACGGGACAGCGGACAAUGUGCCGGGCUUCAUACAUAUAUGCAACCAGAAAGGAAAGCGGCAUUCCACGGACACAAACGCCGCAGAUACGGAGAGGAGUAGAGGUGAUUUGUGGAAAAGAGACGUGCUAUGAACGGAUAACAUUUGGGGCAACACAGGUCAUUUUUCAUUGAAGCCUCAGCUGCGCGUCUACUCCACAGCUGACAUUCCGCCCUUCGCUUCCCAUCUUCAGCUCUUCAGAGAGAUUUGAUCUCUAAAUGAAACAGAGUUAGCGGGCACUUGUGCUCGUCGUGAAGAGGGCGUGAAGCCGCAAAGCCGAUGUGAGCAAAGCGUUUAAGCUUCGUCCAGCGCCCAAGCCAAAAAACUGACAGCCUUCAUUCUUCGAAACAGCGGAGAACUCAAAACGGUGACAGCGUGGCGGAGACCCUUCUCUCUGUGUUUUGCCAAAGUUUUUUGUUAGGUGUACUUUUAUUCGUCUCUUCCGACCCUUUACAAUUAUGGAUCUGGAGAGCAAGCAGUGAUUUGGGAAGUGUAAAACCGCAAGAAAAGAAGAAUCAGAAAGUGAAAUGCGACCCGGGACGAGCUGAGUAGUUGUCUCCGAUGUCCUGCACGCGAUUCCUUUGAAGCUGAACAUCUGGCACCUGUGAGCUUUUCACUCCUCCACCGUAUCCCUCCCUGCUGCUCCGGACAUUGUGCUCGAUGACAGGCGUCACCUGGAUAGGCGGAGAGGGUGACAGCUGCGGGAGCGCAUCGGACUCCAGCCGCAACAUCUCCGCCACCUGCGAUGAGAGCGGCUCCUUGGGCUGGGAGCGCCGAGCCGGCGCAGGCGGCGUCAGGAGGCAUCACCACAAGCACAACCUCAAGCACCGCUACGAGGUCCUCGAGACGCUGGGCAAGGGAACCUACGGAAAGGUCAAGAAGGCCGUGGAAAGGAGCACCGGAAAAACGGUUGCCAUAAAAUCCAUACGCAAGGACCGCAUCACUGAUGACUUGGACAGAGUGCACAUUCAAAGAGAGAUUGAAAUCAUGUCAUCCCUCAGGCACCCUAACAUCAUUUGUAUUUAUGAAGUGUUUGAAAGUAAAGAUAAGAUCAUUAUUGUAAUGGAGUAUGCAAGCCGUGGAGAGCUCUAUGACUAUGUAAGCAGUCAAAUCCGAAUUCCAGAGGCAGAAGCCCGCAAAUUCUUCCGGCAGAUUACAUCGGCUUUGCACUACUGUCAUAAGAACAACAUUGUUCACAGGGAUCUGAAACUGGAGAAUAUUCUGCUUGAUGAAGACUACAGUGUUAAGUUGGCAGACUUUGGACUUUCAACUCAUUUCAAAAAGAGUCAAAUGUUACAGACGUACUGUGGGAGCCCCUUGUAUGCCUCACCUGAGAUUGUCAAUGGACUUCCCUACCACGGACCUGAAGUAGACUGCUGGGCCCUUGGUGUUCUGCUGUAUUCACUGGUUUAUGGAAACAUGCCCUUUGACAGCAGGAACUACAAACACUUAACUGAACAGAUCAGCGCUGGCAAAUACAGAAAGCCACAACAACCUUCAGAUGCUUAUGGACUGAUCAACUGGAUGUUGACUGUGAAUGUGGAGCAACGAGCCACAAUAGAAGAUAUUUCACAGCACUGGUGGGUAAACUGGGGCUAUGACAAGUCAAUUUGCGACUGUGUUUCUAGUCAAAACUGUCCCUCACCUCUGCUUGCAAGAUACAUUGACUGGCAGAAUACGACAACGGCUAAAGAUGUUCCAGAUGAUCAACAUUAUAUUGAGUUCUCACUGCACUCGAGAAGCAGUGGAGAAGCAACAUCAUGCUUGAAGAAGUCAAAAAAGGAGAAUGACAUAACACAGCCCCAGCAGGAGACCUUUACCCGAAGUUUAAAUAUAAAACCUAAAGGGAUCCUAAAAACCAAGAGCAGUUUUGAUGCCUCCUUUGUAACGUCUUCUCUUCAGCCUUGUCUUUCUCAGCUUUGUGCCAAAGAGCAUCUUCCUCAUGAUCCAGUGCACAUGUCUAACUCCAGAGCUCUGUCCUCUGAGCCUUCUGCAAAAAUGCCAAAGAAAGGGAUUCUCAAAAAACUUUACCAGCGAGAAUCCGGGUAUUCUUCUUCACCUGAACGGGGAGACUCCCUGGACAACUCAGGAAAAUGUGAAUCAAAACAAGAUGGAGAGAAAUGUCACACUGCAAAUGAUGUUGUCCUUCGGAGGAAAGGGAUUCUGAAACGUAACGACAAGUUUUCAUGUAGCCUUGACCUCCCGGAUGACCGUUCCACGCUGAAGCUCUCUGAAUCUCUUAAGCAACUGAUUCUGUCUGGUGGGUACAGUGGGAACCAGCAACAGACGAGGGCAAAGAGCAGGCCACCCAGUGUCAUUAGUGAUGACAGUUUGCUUUCAGGAGAUUCUUUUGAUAUUUUGGAUUUAGCAACUGCAGAAACAAAGAGGCUGCUUUUUAUGGAAAGGAGAAAACACACUGUUUAUAGUUCAGAGGAGGAUCCAGAGGACAGUGAAAUGAAAGGAGAGAAAAAUAAAGACUUUAUAAUGAAAGAAACUGACAAGCAAAACAUAAGAGCAGGAGGAGGUAAACAUUAUGUGCAGAAUUAUAGCAGUGCCUCCUGACCCAGCAGCAGAUGCUUUAACUGAAGAAACAUUGCAGGACUGAAUUAUCUACUUUCCACCCAAUUUGUUAAAGGACUUUAAGCUAAUACACAAAAAAUGAAUUGUCUUAUUUUAUCAAGGACAGAAAAUUAAAUUCUGAGAGUGUGGUUUAGGUACAAAAAGGUUUUAAUAAGGCAAUAAUAAAUGAAUGUACCUCUUUUUUUUUUUGGUUAUUCCAUUAGAGAUGAGUGGAAAUCUGUGGGUCAGACUGCUCUCUUGAGGCCUUCUAUACAAACGGUGAUUCAAAAGUCACACUGGGCUGAAGCCAGCACAGCAUUUCCAGUCUAGAAAAAUCAAUUAAUUGAUAUCAGCACUUAUCUGAAUUUGCUGGCCCAUCUGACAUGCAAGACGUCUGAAACAAUAGCAUGAAGCAUCACCUAUAAUUGAUCCUAAGACUCUUAUUUAAUAACACCUUUAUUGUAAUGAUAUUUCUGCAUUCUCAAAUAUUUAAUAAAGAAAUUUGCUGAACAUAAUCAGAAUAAAUAGCGAGAGACAGACAGAGGGGGAAACAGACAAGGGAAUUAUGGCAUCAUGACCCGGGUUGUGCAGGAAUGUUAAAUCAGGACAAUGCUGUUUUCUAUGCAGAAUAAAUACUGCAAACAUGUACCAAACAAUAUUUAAGAACAUCACGUAUUCACUUUAACUCCUGACGAGGGUUACAAUGACAGUAUGAUGAGCUGAGCUGAGCUGACCUGACUGAUUAAUUCGUGGCAACUUCUUCUGAUACCUUAUGAGGAAUUCCCAGGCCAGCUGACAGAUAGAAUCUGUACAACCUGUUCAGUGUCUGCUCAUUCCCCCAGUGGGCUGUGACUUGAACACUUCAAGUAUUCUAACUACAUGUCCUGACCACCUCAAUGUGUUUUUCCUGACCUGAGGAAGCAGUAAUUCUACUUUGAGGGUGCCUUUGCACUGCCAAGCUCCUUCCUAUAAUGGGGAGUGAGUUUAUGAAUGAUUUUGUUUCAGUUGCUAUAAGGAUACAAUUUAAAAAUAGAAGUGGUGUGCAAAGAUUUGUGACCAAAGCUGUCUGUCUUUGCUAUAAGGACAACUAAAAGACGGUACAGAUGAAUUCUCUCUAGUUUAGUUUGAGACAACAAAAGCCAUCUCUCAACUUUGACUUUUUAAUAAAGACAUGAGGUGUGUGUCUCGAUUACUGAGACAAUCGCCUACCUUCUGUCGGCUUCUUCAUUAGCUGAGUUGAGGUGGUAACAGGAUGACUGCCUUCCCUGUCUGUAGUGAGAAUUCUUAAGAACUUACAAACCAGUUUGAAGAGAGAAAGAGAUCAAACUUAUUUUCCUGUUUUUGCUCUGGCUUUGGGUUUCCUUCACAGGGCCAUGCCCAACAUAUACCCAAUAGAAAGGAACUCAAAGGCAUCCUCAGUAGAGGUAGAGAACCCCAUAACUGUCUUGUUUCAAUCACAUAAGUGGUGGCUCUACUGAAAGGUCUUUAUGAAUUGUCCAGCUCCUUCACCUUUCAUGGAGAGUACCUGAAUUGAUGUUAGAAAGUGGACUUGAUCCAAGUCCACUGUGCUUGGUUGCCUUCUGUGCUGUAAUACACUGCGGUCCUUUUAAUGUGUUGGCAUAGAAUUAUUUUUUGACUAAAUUAUGUACACAUUUUGAUGUAUAGACUUAAAGUCAUCUUGCAUGAGAAAUUUACUGUUAAAUAAUUUUUCAAAGUUAAAAUAUUGAAUAACCAGUUAAAAUAUAAACAGGGAAUUAGUUUAUGAAGUUAUUACGCUAUUUUUGUGGUGUAACUGUGGUGCCAAACAUAGCCAAACAGGAGAGAAUUAGCUCUCCAAGAGACGGGUCUGUUUUACUGUAAAUGGGUACCCGCUUUGUUCUACAUUACAUGCCAUAAUAUAACAUCCUCAAAUCCUCAUCUGGUGCAUGGCGGGAACUAAUUUUGAAUGAGGAAUCGGUCACAUGCAUGACCCCCUCACUCACACUCCUGGUAUUUAGCAUAUUAUUAAGUGUAUUUAGUCUGUUAACUACAAGAGCAAAACAAUAACUAGCCUACUGGUUUAUUAAAGUGAGAUAGUAAUAGCUGUAUAUGCAACAUGUAUUUACUGUAUAUACUGUUUUUCUUUUGCCUGUGCUUUUCCGGGUUUCAGAUUCACCUCAUACAGUAUGUACCACGCUCGGUUUUGCGACAUGCUAUGUAAUCUUCAUUUUGCUGAAUUAAACUGACAAAUGACUGCGUCUACCAAUUAAAACGUUUACCUGCC
Molecule: messenger RNA, 4955 nt
Organism: Erpetoichthys calabaricus (reedfish)
Lineage: Eukaryota; Metazoa; Chordata; Cladistia; Polypteriformes; Polypteridae
Product: NUAK family SNF1-like kinase 1
Exons: 7
Coding region: 794-2695 (633 amino acids)
Biological process (GO): protein phosphorylation; intracellular signal transduction; microtubule cytoskeleton organization
Cellular component (GO): cytoplasm
Molecular function (GO): ATP binding; tau-protein kinase activity; protein serine/threonine kinase activity
Source: RefSeq, a predicted model, not a curated record